This is a messenger RNA of Gossypium arboreum, 2429 nucleotides long. RefSeq lists its product as uncharacterized. The transcript has a single exon. Bases 221 to 2212 code for a protein of 663 amino acids. The record is from RefSeq and is a predicted model, not a curated record. NCBI's taxonomy places the organism in Eukaryota, Viridiplantae, Streptophyta, Magnoliopsida, Malvales, Malvaceae.
AAAAAGCAUGUGAAGCAGGCAGAGCUCUACAGCCAAAAGAUACAAUAAAAGCAUUGACUACCUAAUUGACUUCACCUCUAUUGUUUACUAUUAAGCGACCCUCUGCCUCUUGCCACUUCCUCAAUCUUUAUCUUUCUUCACUUGUCUUCUUGUUUUCCCAUUCAAUCUUUGCUCCCAAAAUCAACCUUUUCCUUUCUUUAUAUUGCUUGGGGAAGCAGAAAUGGAGGAGUCUAGCAAUUAUGGCCACCAACAUCCCCUGCUUCUUAUCUUGAACCAAGACCAGCUGAUCGACUAUCAAAGUGGUUUAACUGAUUGCUCCAGGUGUGGGGAGAAGGUGCCUGCUCCAUGUUUUGGCUGUGCGGAGCAUUGUGGGUUUUAUCUUCACAAGGUAUGUGCCGAGGCACCUUUGGAGCUUAAUCAUCCUUUUCAUCCUCAUCAUCCUCUUCUUCUGCUGCAAGAGCCACCAUCUUCUUACCCAAGAUGUGUUUGCACUUUCUGUUAUAAAACAUGUGAGAAAUUUAUUUAUCACUGCUCUUGCCAAUUGGACUUUCAUAUUAAAUGUGCUUUGUUUACAUUUAAUAUUGCUGAAAAUAAUUUGAAAGAGCUUGAGCAUGUUGCCCUUCAACAUCCAUUGAUUUCCACUGAAAAUGGUGAUGAAAAACUCAAAGAUGCUGCUAAGUGCUUUGGAUGUUGGGAACCAUUAGCAAAGUAUACACACUUUUCUCCUCACUGUGGAUUUAAUUUACAUGAGAAAUGCACUAAGCUUCCUUUCAAACUGAAUCAGGUGUGCCAUUGCAAGCAUCCUCUUGCUCUACAAUUUAAUAUCGAACGGCUCUCUUGCAAGAUAUGCGGAGAAACCUGUCAAGAGGGCAUAGGACUUGUUUAUGGUUGUUCACCUUGUAAGUUUGCUGUUCACAUUGAAUGUGUAUCAGCAUCUUUAGAUCUUGUUGUUGAAGAUAAAAGGCAUGAACAUCCUUUCAAUUUGUUUACAAGGAGAUCAUCAUUCAUUUGUGAUGCAUGUGGUGUGGAAGGAAGUUAUGCUUCCUACAUAUGUUGUACAUGCAACAUUAUGGUCCAUAAAAAGUGCACUUCAAUGCCACGCAUAAUCAAAAGCAAAUGGCAUGAUCAUCGCCUUUUUCACAAAUAUUUCCUUCACAUAGAAGAUUUUAGAGUUUUGAAUUGCAUAAUGUGCAAUGAUGAAGUCAGUACAGACCAUGGUAGUUACUGUUGUUCAGAGUGCGAUGUUAUAUUCCAUGUGAAGUGUGCAAUGAAGAAGAAAGAUUCAUAUGAAAUAGUAGAAAAUGAAGAUGAGGAAUCUGCUGAUGUUAGCUCCAUAACCAAGGUUCUUGAAUGGAAUGAUGCUGGAGAAGCCACUGUAAUAGAGCAUAUCAUGCAUAUUCACCGCUUAACGUUAAGUGACAGAGUAGGUGAGUAUGAUAAUAAAUGUUGUGAUGGGUGCUUGUUACCGAUCUCGGAUUCAUUUUACUACUGUACACAGUGUGAUUUCUUUCUCCAUAAAGUUUGUGUCGAGUUACCGAAGGUAAAGCAGGUUUGGUAUCAUCCUUGCCAAUCAUCACUAGUCCUUACUUCAAACGAAGUAUUUCGGUGUGUAAUAUGUCAUUACUUGUCUAAAGCUUUUGCCUAUAAAUGUGAAGAAUGUAAGGGAAGUGCAUGCCUUCGAUGUAUAAUUGCUCUUACACCUGGUGCUCGCACAUAUCUAGGACAUAAACACCCUGUUUUUCUCUACACAGAAUAUAUAGGGCGAUGUGUUGCUUGUGGUGAUGAUGAUAUUGAAGGGUUGUUGCGUUGUAAGGAUUGCGAUUUUUCUCUAGAUCAUAAAUGUUUUUCGUUGCCUAUUACGUAUCAACACAAAAGUGAUGAACAUCUUCUUUCACUCACUUAUCAUGAUGAUAACAGUUAUUCAGAAAACCAUUUUUGCGAUAUUUGUGAAGAACGUCGUGAUCCAAAUCUUUGGUUUUAUCAUUGUGCAACAUGUGAUACUUCUACUCAUGUCAAUUGUGUCCUUGGUAAAUAUCGAUUUCUCAAACUCGGGAGUAUCAUUGAAAAAUAUAAGGACAUACAUGAGCACCCUCUCACAGUUGUUAAGAAGAUUUAUUACUAUCCAAACUGCAGUUUUUGUAGUGAGCCCUGUUUAGAUUUGGCUUUGGAAUGUACUGGAUGCAACUUCAUUGUCCAUGCUAAGUGUCUUUAAAAUUCGGAGGACUAAGGUGGCGUUUAGGUGACUAUAGUCCAAAACUACCACUUCUCUUUUGCGGAGAACACAGAGUAUGGUCACUUGUAAUGGUGAUUGUAAUUAUUAUGUAGACUAGGGUUUCGUAUUGUAAGGGAAGCAUGUUUUGACUUGGAAUUUGUGCGAACAUUUGAUUAUUCAAACUAUAGUAUCCUGACUUCUGUGUUAUUUUCUUUAA